AUGCAAUUAAAAGUUUUGCAUCAACUUCCGCGCCUAAACCUGAAAAUCCUUUACAAGAAGCAAGUUUAUUGGAAAAUGUUGAUGAAAAUCCUGAAACAGAUACGCCUGCUCCCUCUCAAGUUCAAGUUAAAAAUCAAAUUAAUGAAAAAACAGAAAGUUUGCCUACAUCUGAUCGUUCUAUAACUGAUGAUCCUCCUAUCCCAAAGUCUCCAGUAACACCUGUAUCAGAAAGUUUUGCAUCACCUUCUCCAUCUGAAACUAAACCUGA
This is a messenger RNA of Meloidogyne enterolobii, 268 nucleotides long. The record is from the annotation of a GenBank genome assembly. Lineage: Eukaryota; Metazoa; Nematoda; Chromadorea; Rhabditida; Meloidogynidae.